This is a messenger RNA of Brachypodium distachyon (stiff brome), 1338 nucleotides long. Its product is annotated as bidirectional sugar transporter SWEET11. The coding region runs from base 84 to 983 and encodes 299 amino acids. Gene Ontology annotation, molecular function: sugar transmembrane transporter activity. Gene Ontology annotation, biological process: carbohydrate transport. Gene Ontology annotation, cellular component: membrane. The transcript is spliced from 5 exons. The record is from RefSeq and is a predicted model, not a curated record. Lineage: Eukaryota; Viridiplantae; Streptophyta; Magnoliopsida; Poales; Poaceae.
AGGGUCUAGCUUGGCUGAGAUCUCCUCCUCCUCGCUCUUUCUACAUUAUAGUAAUUAGUAGCUGAUCAAGAGUCCUUACUGCAAUGGCUGCCGGCUUCCUCUCCAUGGCUCACCCGGCGAUCACCCUCUCCGGCAUCGCAGGCAACGUCAUCUCCUUCCUCGUCUUCCUCGCCCCAGUGACGACGUUCGUGCAGGUGGUGAGGAAGAAGACGACGGGUGGGUUCAGCGCGGUGCCUUACGUGGUGGCGCUCUUCAGCUCGACGCUGUGGAUCCUCUACGCGCUGCUCAAGGGCAACUCCAGGCCGCUGCUCACCAUCAAUGGCUUCGGCUGCGGCGUCGAGCUCGCCUACGUCGUCGCCUACCUCCUCUACGCGCCGCGCAAGGCCAGGCUGCGCGCGCUCGCCUACUUCCUGGCGCUCGACGUCGCCGCCUUCGCCAUUGUCGCCGCCGUCGCCCUCCUCGGCGUUGCCCCCGAGCACCGCGUCAAGUUCCUGGGUUCCGUCUGCCUCGCCUUCUCCAUGGCCGUCUUCGUCGCCCCGCUCUCCAUCAUCUUCAAGGUGAUCAAGACGAAGAGCGUGGAGUUCAUGCCGAUCAGCCUGUCCUUCUGCCUCGUGCUCAGCGCCGUCGCCUGGUUCUGCUACGGAUACUUCACCAAGGACCCCUACGUCAUGUACCCGAACGUGGGGGGCUUCUUCUUCAGCUGCGUGCAGAUGGGGCUCUACUUCUACUACCGCAGGCCGAGCAACGCCGCCGUGCUGCCCACCACGGCCGACGGCGCCACCGGCGGCGGCGCCGUGCAGGCGCAGGUCAUCGAGCUGCCGCCGCACGCCGUCGCCAUCCUCUCCGUCAGCAACAUCCCCAUCCUCGGCAUGCACAAGAUCGAGGUCAUGGCAGCACCAGAGCAGCAGGACGCCAAGGCCGCCGACAUCGUCGACAAGGCGGCGCCAGCACCGGAGGCCGUCGAGAUCGCCGGUACCGUUUGAGAAAAUAAUGAAGAUGGCGAAAGCGAUGGAUUUGGUUAAUUUAUCAAUCGAUCAGGGGAAUUAAGUUGUGUGUGUGGAUUAAUUAUUUAGUUAACUGUGCUGCUUAUUGGAUUUGUAGUAGUGGUAAUUGUGGUCUUAGUCAAUCAUUCCUACUGUCGCCUUCAGGUGUGUGUGGCGAUCAGUAGUUCAGUACUGCUUACUUACUCUGGUCAGUGGUAAUAAUAAGACAAGCUAGGCACCAUGCUUCUUACAUUACAUGCACUGGUGAUCAUCAUCAUCGUGCUUACUCCUUAGCAUGUUCCAGUUUGCAACAUUUGCGGUGUUAAUUGAUUGCCAGUUGUUAAUUUAGCUAGAA